ACGUAUUCGUAAUCAUCAUACGCGCGCUCACCUUAACCAAAACUGGCUAUUGCCAUAUACGUAAUACCUACUUAAUGCAUUCUGACUGAUAUUUUAGUUUUAUUUCACUUGGCUGCUUUGAAUAGCUCACCCGAGCUAGUCAGCCUGCCAGUCGAUUAGACGUUUAGUCGGUUAGUCAGUGUGACAACUGUUGCCGCCUCGUCAGCUCUUCCUUUUGCUAGCUGCAACAUUGCAACAGUAACAACCACAAUAAGAUGGGCCUAUCGGAGACUACAGUGAAGCAUCUGCUGCUACUGCUGAACUUUGUGUAUACGGUACUCGGUCUGGUGCUGAUUGGUUUUGGCAUAUUCUUUCUAAUAUAUGUAACUUCGGUGAGCAUUGGUGAGAAUGUGGCUGGUGGCUUGAUCAUUGGUCUGGGCGUAGUUAUAGUCAUCAUUGCAAUCACGGGCUGUUUGGUUGCGGCACGCGAAUACUCCAGAGGUCUGCUCGUCUACAUAUUGGCUGUGGUGCUGCUGAUACUCACUCAGCUGCUGUUCCUCAGCAUGGUCUCGCACGGCACCCAGGACGGUCUUUCGGGCAGCAUAAAUGAGGGCUUCGAUAAGCUCUGGGAUGCCGAGCGCAAUGAAACUGGCGCAUUGGCCUAUUACGAGACCUGGCUACACUGUUGCGGUGUCAAUAACUCCGGAGACUACGCCGUCAUCCAUCACGCGGUGCCCAGAACCUGUUGUCCAGAGCUCAAGUGCGUCAGUCCCUCCAGUGUGUACAAAGUGGGUUGCAAGUCGCAGUUUGUAGAGUAUUUGGACGACAGGCUAUUGGUCUUUAAGAUUGUUUGCUGGCUGCUAGUAAUAGGCGAGGCUGCUGGCGCUUUCCUAGGCUGGAUGCUAUUGACGGGCUUAAAGAAUCAAGGACGCCGCAGCAACUCCGUUUGGAUGUAGACGUAAUUUAACACUAAGCCUUAAGUAUUAUUUUUUUUUAA
This is a messenger RNA of Drosophila arizonae, 976 nucleotides long. RefSeq names its product Tetraspanin 42Ei (gene Tsp42Ei). Lineage: Eukaryota; Metazoa; Arthropoda; Insecta; Diptera; Drosophilidae. Gene Ontology annotation, cellular component: plasma membrane. The record is from RefSeq and is a predicted model, not a curated record.